CCAUCAUCCUCAGCACACAAACUUACUCCGCCCAACGUUCUUUGUUUCCCCUUUUCUUACAAAAAUGGUCUGGUCUCCUGCCGACUUGCUCUGGUCAUUGACUGACCGAGCAUCCCUGACGGUGUUCGAGUCCAUCUGUGCGAACCUGUUCUUGGUCCUCAUUGCCUCGUUUGGCGUCACACCCGUGUAUAACCUGAUCAAGGGUAACCAGUUCCAGGUUAAGGGCAAGCAUGUGUACGUGACAGGAAGCGUGGGACUCGGUAGAGCGAUCGCGAUCGAGUUGGCGAAGCAGGGUGCGCAUGUUACGAUUGUCGCACGUAAGGAAGCCCCUCUCAAAGAGACCUUUGAACUCAUGAAGCAAGCAGCCGCGACCCGAAAGGACAAGGAUAGGGAAAUGACCGGUGCGCCUCAAAAGUUCCAUUGGAUCAGUGCAGACCUGACAGAUCGUGAGCAAGCAAUCCGGGCCCUCGACGAGGCCUCGAUCCAGGGAGGCUCGGGUUCGGGUGUUCCGGAUAUCAUCGUCGCCUGUGCGGGCACCUCGAUCCCAAAGCUCUUUGUCGAAGCAACGAUCGGCGAGUUUGAGAUGCAGAUGAAGCUGAAUUACUUUGGGACGCUUUACACUAUCCAUGAAGCCACAAAGCGCAUGGUUGAGACGGGAAAGAAGGGCAAGAUUGUGAUGACGGCCUCGACGAUGGGUCUGAUCGGCUUUGCAGGAUACAGCAGCUAUGCUCCCACAAAGUAUGCCCUCCGCGGUCUGGCCGAGUGUCUCCGUAACGAGUUCUUGAUGUACGGCAUCGGCGUCCAUAUCUACUAUCCUGGAACUAUGUUCACUCCAGGAUUUGAAAACGAGAAUUUGACGAAGCCUUUGGUGACAAGGGAGAUCGAGGGAAGUACGGGUCUGACUCCGGAAGAGGCCGCCAAGGGCAUGUUUGCUGGUCUCCGCAAGGGAAACUUUGCUGUCACGACCGACUUUGACACCAACUUUUUGCGUGUUGCUGCCAGGGGCGUGACUCCUAUGGCCAAUAUUGGCCUGGACUAUGUCUUGGGCUUGGUUGCACCUUUUGGCGCGACGCAGUUCCUGUGGGAGACCAACUAUAAGGUCAAGAACUUUGGCAAGAAGAUGCUCAAGAAAGAGCUCUAAUAGAUCUCGCUUUCUCCUUUCAUUUCCACACUUACAACACUUGGUUUUACUAAUAAAUUCUGUACUUCAAAGCAUUUCACGAGUGAACCCAUGCGAUCUGAUCAAUGCGGAGCAAA
Molecule: messenger RNA, 1257 nt
Organism: Gamsiella multidivaricata
Lineage: Eukaryota; Fungi; Mortierellomycota; Mortierellomycetes; Mortierellales; Mortierellaceae
Exons: 7
Coding region: 65-1141 (358 amino acids)
Biological process (GO): sphingolipid biosynthetic process
Cellular component (GO): endoplasmic reticulum membrane
Molecular function (GO): 3-dehydrosphinganine reductase activity
Source: RefSeq, a predicted model, not a curated record